AUGUGGCGUAAGUUUCUGGGCCAAGAAGACAAUGAACAGCUGGAGUCGUCUCAACUAGAGGAAGCAACUGAGAGCGCCGGGAAGGAUACUCCCAAUACCAACCAAAGAGAGAAAUUGAUAAUGGCAGAGCAGGAGCUGAAAUCGAUGAUCCACAAGCGCGGUCUGGUGAAGGGUAAAGUGACCCGAAUCUGGACAGCUCUUCAGACCCAACCAGGACAAGAGCUGACAAUAUCCCAACAACAGUUACGUGUUCAUGCAAGAAAUAUCGAGAAGUAUUACAACGAAUACAACGAUGUUAACGACAAGAUCAUUUCGUUAAUACCUGACAAUCAGGUAGAAGCGCAUGAGGCAAAAAUUAUUGAAUUCGAAGAUGUUUACAACAACACACUAGUGCUCAUCGAAACGCUUCAAGAUGCUCAAGUCCAGCAAGAAAACCAGCAUAUUGGAGCGGUCCCGAUAAACCAACCACAGUAUGUAAUUCAUCAACAAUCGCUGAAAGCUCCUUUGCCCACGUUUAAUGGAACAUAUGAAAACUGGCCAAAGUUCAAAUCAAUGUUCGUGGAUUUGAUGAGGAACUCGCCAGAUUCUGAUGCUGUGAAAUUGUUCCAUUUGGAAAAGGCCUUGGUUGGAGAAGCUGAGGGCAUCCUGGACGCCAAGACUAUCCAGGACAAUAACUACCAGCAAGCCUGGAGGAUCCUGGAAGAGCGGUACGAAAAUAAGCGUCGGAUCAUCGAUAUCCAUAUCGAAGGAAUUUUGCAAAUGAGGAAGAUUGCGAAGAAAUCAUCGAGAGACUUACGUGAACUGCUUAAUGAGUGUACAAGGCAUAUCGAAAAUUUGCGGUUCCAUGGUCAGGAUCUAACCGGCGUGUCCGAGUUGAUAGUGGUGCAUAUCCUAUCUUCGUGUUUGGACAACGAAACUCGCGAGCUAUGGGAAGGAACCAUCGAACACGGUGAACUUCCGGAAUAUGAAGAGACAGUAGAGUUCCUGAAGAAGCGAUGUCUUGUGCUUGAGCGCUGUGAAAUGAACAACCCAGUAAUGUCAAAUUCCAAGCCGGCCGUGUCCAAGGUCUCAACGCUGGGAAAAGGUUCCGUGAAAGUGUCAGCUGCUGCAUCAACGAGCAAUGAAAUUGUGUGUGAACUGUGUGGGGGAGCUCAUUUGAACUUCAAGUGUAGUGUAUUCCGAAAUAUGAAUGUUGCUCAAAGAUAUGAAAAAGCGAAACAAGCAAAUGUCUGCUUUAACUGUUUGCGAAAAGGACAUCGCAGUGCGGCGUGUACAUCGGAGCGCAGCUGUUCCAAAUGUAGUGCUAGGCAUCAUGGGAUGUUGCAUCCAGAAGAGCAACUAUCUCAAUCGUUGCCUUCUAAGCAGGAAGAUAAGGCGAAUGUCAGUAUUGUUCAGACUACUGCGUCUGAUGAACCUACAAUUUCCUCUCCGGUGGAAUCGGACAUCAGGAAUACUGCGUCGGUGACAACAUCGUGCUACGGCGGAGGAGCGCUGCAGCCAACCAAACAAGUGCUAUUGCAAACUGCAAUCAUCGACGUUGUGGAUCAGCAUGGUCAGUUGCAUCCAUGCCGAGCAUUGUUAGAUUCCGGUUCACAAGCUCACAUUCUGUCGGAAUCAAUGGCGCGGAUUCUCGGAUUGCCAGUCACCAAAUGCAACAUUACGAUUGUUGGAGCGAACGCCGUGAAGACACAGUCAAGGAAGGGAAUGAAUGUUGAGUUCUUGUCAAGAUAUUCCAACUACCGGGACCGCAUUGAGUGCUUGGUAUCGGAGCGUCCAACCGGGACAGUACCCGCAGCAACAAUCAGCGUAAAGGAACUGAACAUUCCCCGUGAAAUAAAACUUGCUGAUCCACGUUUCUUUGAGCCAAACGAAGUGGAUCUCAUCUUGGCUUCAAAUUACGUCUGGGACCUGCUCCGAUCAAGUACAGUCAAACUGUCCAACGGCACGACUUCGCUGCGUGAAACUGAUUUGGGAUGGAUCGUGACUGGUACGUUUGAUCCUUAUAAUCAGGUGAGUCAAUCCAUGUUGCUAUCUAAUGUUACGUUACAAGACCCAUUGGAACGUGCUAUCGAGAAGUUUUGGAUAGUCGAAGAGAUUGUCAACUCCUCACCACAUACCAACGAAGAAGCUGAAGUUGAAACUCACUUCCUCGAAACAUAUCGUCGAGACGCCACAGGAAGGUUUGUCGUUCAAAUGCCUUUCAAGGAUACAGUCAGUGAGCUGGACGACAAUCGAGAACUUGCUUUGAUAAGGUUUCAUCAGCUCGAGAAGAGACUGUUACGCAAUCCAGAAUUGAAGCGACAAUACACAGCGUUCAUUGACGAGUAUGAGGCUCUUGGGCACUGUAAAGAGAUUGACGAGAAUAAGGACGUAGCAGGUAAAGGAAGUUAUUACUUACCGCACCAUGCGGUUCUGAAACCAUCCAGUUCUUCGACAAAGCUGAGGGUGGUUUUCAAUGCCAGUUCAAAAUCUGGUAAAUAUUCGCUAAACGAAGUCUUGAAAGUUGGACCAACUAUCCAGAACGACUUGUUCUCUAUCUUGCUGCGGUUUCGCUGCUACCUGUACGCCUUUUCUGGUGAUGUUGCCAAAAUGUAUAGGCAGAUCGAUAUAGAUGCCAACCAGACUACCUUUCUGAGAAUCUUCUGGAGGGCAAAUCCAACGGAGGCCCUUCGGGUGCUGGAACUGACCACGGUCACGUACGGAACAUCGUCGGCACCCUACCUGGCCACUAGAUGUUUGGUUCAGCUGGCGGAGGAGGAAAAAGAGCGAUUCCCGGUGGCUUCAGAAAUGGUGAAGAAUGAUGUUUACGUGGAUGAUCUGCUGUCAGGAGGAGAUACGGAAGAAGAAGCCGUCGAUCGUCAGCGAGAAGUAACGGAACUGCUGGCUGAAGGCGGGUUCCCGAUAAGGAAGUGGAGCUCGAAUUCGCCGGAAGUGUUGAAAAAAUGUGCCUGA
Molecule: messenger RNA, 2952 nt
Organism: Aedes albopictus (Asian tiger mosquito)
Lineage: Eukaryota; Metazoa; Arthropoda; Insecta; Diptera; Culicidae
Exons: 1
Coding region: 1-2952 (983 amino acids)
Source: RefSeq, a predicted model, not a curated record